Sphenostylis stenocarpa is the source of this 1776-nucleotide messenger RNA. The record is from the annotation of a GenBank genome assembly. Lineage: Eukaryota; Viridiplantae; Streptophyta; Magnoliopsida; Fabales; Fabaceae.
AUGGCAAUUUUCAUUCUUACACUUAUCAUUUGCAACCUACUUUUUCUCCUCUCAAAAGCUUCUUCAACUGAUACACUUACCCUCUCACAAUCUCUCCCUGAUGGCACCACCUUAGUGUCCAAAGAUGAAACCUUCGAACUGGGUUUCUUCUCCCUAAGAAAUUCCACAAACCGUUACGUAGGAAUCUGGUUCAAAAACAUCCCAGUAAAAACCAUUGUUUGGGUUGCAAACCGUGACCACCCUCUCAAAGACAACUCCACCAAGUUGACCAUAACCUGCGACGGAAACCUCGUCCUUCUCACCAAGAACAACACAGUUCACUGGUCAACAAACACGACAACAAAGCCCUUGAGACCCACUUUGCAACUCUUAAACACCGGAAACUUAAUACUCCGCAACGACAACGAUGAUAACAAUAGCAUCAAUAAUGAAGAGAAGUUCUUGUGGCAAAGCUUUGACUACCCUUGUGACACAUUGUUACCAGGAAUGAAGCUUGGAUGGAACAAAAAAACGGGUCUCAAUCGACGUGUUACUGCGUGGAAGAAUUGGGAUGACCCUUCUGCUGGGAACUUCACAUGGGGCAUCACAUUUGACAGCAACCCUGAAAUGGUUCUCUGGAAUGGAACAUCUAAGUACCAUAGGAGUGGCCCUUGGAACGGUGUCCGGUUCAGUGGUGCAUUUGGUGGGUCAAAUAGCUUAACCACUCACCCUCUUUUCGUUUACAAAUUGGUCAACAACAACAAUGAUGAAGCGUACUACUCAUACAGCUCCAUCAACAAGUCCCUGAUCUCAAUAGUUGUCAUGAACCAAACCCUCUUCCGCCGACAACGCAUCAUUUGGAUCCCCGAAAACGGAACAUGGAGGUUGUUCCAAACCGCACCAAGAGAUAUUUGUGACACCUACAAUCCGUGUGGUUCUUAUGCAAAUUGCAUGGUUGAUGCAUCACCUGUGUGCCAAUGUUUAGAGGGGUUUGAACCGAAGUCUUCGGAGACUAUGGACUUGGCACAAGGGUGUGUGAGAAGAGAACCGUGGAGGUGCAAGGUGGAAGGGAGAGAUGGGUUUAGAAAAUUUAUAGGGUUGAAGUUUCCCGAUACUACACAUUCUUGGGUUAAUAGAAGCAUGACACUCGAGGAAUGCAAGGUUAAGUGUCGGGAAAAUUGUUCGUGCACGGCUUAUGCAAACUUGGACAUAAGAGGAGCAGGAAGUGGGUGUUCUAUUUGGUUCGGCGAUCUUAUUGAUUUGAAAGUUGUUUCACAAAGUGGACAAUAUCUGUAUAUUCGAAUAGCAGAUUCACAGACAGAUUCUAAAGAUGCCCAUAAGAAGAAGGCAUUGUUGCUGAUAGGUACCACUGUUGCUCCUAUUGCUCUUGUGGUACUACUGGCAAUCUUCUACUACUACAGGAGAAAAAGGAAGUAUGAAGUAGAAAAGAAAAGUGAAGUUGGUGGACAAGAAGAUAGUAUGGAAUUGCCAUUGUUUGAUCUUGCUACAAUAGUUAAUGCUACCAACAACUUCUCAACUGACAACAAACUUGGGCAGGGUGGGUUUGGGCCUGUAUACAAGGGUGUAUUAGUAGACGGACAAGAAAUUGCUGUUAAAAGGCUAUCAAGGAGUUCUGGACAAGGAUUAACAGAAUUUAAGAACGAAGUCAUAUUGUGUGCCAAACUCCAACAUCGAAAUUUAGUUAAAGUUCUUGGUUGUUGCAUUGAAGGGGAGGAGAAAAUGCUUCUCUAUGAAUAUAUGCCUAACAGAAGUCUAGAUUCAUUUCUUUUUGGUUAG